ACAAAAAACCACCACAAAAGAAGGUUGGCAACAAUGACCCCGUGCAAUGAAAACGUCAAAACAGAAAUUGACAGUAAAUUUUGUUUUGAGAACAGUUUAAUAAAUUCGUUUGUACUCUGUUAAGGUGUUUAUCAGUGUUUAGUUUGUAUUUUUGUUUUGCGUCUUCAUCGAUGUGCAUAUAAUUAGUAAAAACACCUUUGUAGCGCCCGACACAAGCAGUCGCAUAUAGACAAUUAUAGGAAAUAAUAAACUUGCGUGUUUUAAUUUCUUUCGCUAUAUAAACGGAUGAAGUGUAAUUAAAAAAUAGUUUAUUUAAAAAACUUAUUAACCAUUAUAUAAUAAAAACCAGUGAUAAAAAACUAAACGCAAUCGAUUCUACUCUAUUUGUAUGCUAUCUGAUCAAGCAAGAACGCUUUUAGAAAAUAAGCUAGUUGUCCAUAAUUGUUUGCAUUAAUUGUAUUCGGGUUUUAAAAAAUAGCAUACUAAUAAUUCAAAUAAAAUAAAAAUUAAGUAAAUACUGCUUUAAAAGUGUAAAAUAUUCGUUUAAUAAAAUACUAUACAAUUAAUAUUUUGUAUUUAAAUAUACCGCCAAAUUGGCUUCGCAAAGCUCUUUUCUUGAUAUUUACAUCAUGGCCUGGGAACAUGGCAGUUCUCCUGUGGAUUGGUGUGAAGGAAAUUAUCUGAUAUCUUCAAAUAUAGCAGAAUUUGUAAAUACGACAAGUAAUUUUCUGUUUCUGCUCCUGCCACCAGUUUUGAUAUGUUUAUUUAAGGAGUAUGGGCGUUUCGUAACACCUGGUAUACACGUGCUAUGGGUUCUACUUAUUAUAGUGGGUUUAAGCUCAAUGUACUUCCAUGCAACGCUCAGUUUAAUUGGCCAAUUACUUGAUGAGCUGGCGAUUUUAUGGGUUUUUAUGGCUGCUUAUUCUUUGUUCUUCCCAAAAAAAUAUUAUCCAAAAGUCUUCCGUAAUGACCGAAAAUCAUUCAGCGUGUUUAUGUUUCUUUCGGCGAUUUUCGCGACGGGCAUGUCAAUUUGGAAGCCCAUAGUUAAUGCUUUUGUACUAAUGGCUAUGGGCAUGCCAACAAUGAUAAUGAUGUAUCGUGAGCUGCAAAGAGUGCGAGAUCAGCGUGUUUAUCGGCUGGGCUUGCGUUGCACCGCCGUUUGGUUGAUUGCAGUUUUCUGUUGGAUCAACGACCGAAUGUUCUGCGAUGCUUGGUCGGCUAUUAAUUUUCCAUAUCUGCAUGGUUUCUGGCAUAUAUUCAUAUUCAUCGCUGCAUAUACGGUUUUAGUUUUGUACGCGUACUUCUAUGUCGAAAGCGAGCUGCCACAACGGCAACCGAUGCUAAAGUAUUGGCCUAAAAAUGAUUUCGAAUUCGGCAUACCAUUCAUAUGCAUACGAAAUCCGGGCAUGACCAUCAAGAGUGCCAUCUAAAAGAAUAAAAACUUAUGUACAUACAUGCGAGUAUAAAUACAUAUAUUAUAUAUAUACAUAUACAUAAUUAGUUGCACCGAAGAUGCGCUGCGUAGCAAUUAGCAAGUAUACCAAAAAGACAAACUAAUAAGUAUGUUAUAUAUCAAUUUUACAACACGUUUUUAUUAGUGCAAAAUUAUUAUGCAUAAGUUGAAGUAUGCAUACAUAUAUUUGUAUGUAUGUAUAUUUUCAUAUUUCAAAAUAGCUUAUAAGUAUUACCUUUUGUAGCUGUGAAAGAACGAAAUUAUAGAUUUAGAUGCAUUAAAGAGUGUAGGUACAUAAAUAUAAACUGCAUAUGUGAUGCCAAAUUUAAUUGUAUUCGUCUUGACACUUGGCAGUUGUAAAUGAAAGCAAUUAGUUUUUUCUAAAAAUAUCUACCCUUUAAUAAGAAUCACUAUAUUUUCCAUAUAAAGUUGCGGUGAAUGUAUAAGCUUGUGGUUAAACUGUGCAAAAGUGUCGCCUUAAUUUCUAAUAAUUGGCUUAAAUAUUAUAUAAAUGUCUUAUUUAAAAUAUCAUUUAGUUGUUAAUAUAUAUUAUAUUGUAUAAACUUUUGUUUUUCUUUUUCCAAUACUUAAGUUUAUGUGUUACUAAUUAGUAUGCAAUGUAUAGCGUUAUUUUAAGAAAUCCAAUAAUUAAUUAAUUUAUUAGAACAGCUAUUACAUUGUGCUCAAACCAAAUACUAAAUUAGUUGUUUAACAAUAAAAUGCAUAUAAGUAUAUGUUUCUAGCAUCACGCUGAUACUGAUUGCAUGUAUAUCGUCCUAAUCAGAGUUGCGAAUUUUUUCAUAAAAAAAAUUUAUUUAAAAUCUAGAUUUCAAACUUUUAAUUCCAAUUUUGGGAUUAAAAAAAAUAAAUAUUUUCAAUGUUUUUCGAUUCAAAACUUAAAAUUUUAUUCCAAAAUGUUAGGUUAAACAUUAAAUUUUCUAUUAAGAUUUUUAUUUAUUUUUAAUUGAAAACAUCUUAGAUUAAAAAUUUGAAUAUCUGAAUGAGAAUUUAAUUUUUCAAAAUGAAAAAUCUUGGAUUAAAAAUUUGUUUUUCUAAAUAAGAAUUAAAUUUUUUUUUUCUAUUUGGAAAAAAAAAUUUUAAUUCGAGAUUUUUGGAUUAAAAAUUUCAAAAAUAUUUUUUAAUUUAAAAACUUCAAUCACAGAUAAAAAAAAAAUUUCAAAUUGAAAGGGAAUAAAGGGAGAAGGGAAAGGAAAGAUUUGAAUAUUUCUAACUCAAACACUAUGAUUAAAAA
Molecule: messenger RNA, 2705 nt
Organism: Bactrocera oleae (olive fruit fly)
Lineage: Eukaryota; Metazoa; Arthropoda; Insecta; Diptera; Tephritidae
Gene: bwa
Product: alkaline ceramidase
Biological process (GO): ceramide catabolic process
Cellular component (GO): membrane
Molecular function (GO): hydrolase activity, acting on carbon-nitrogen (but not peptide) bonds, in linear amides
Source: RefSeq, a predicted model, not a curated record